Microthlaspi erraticum is the source of this 591-nucleotide messenger RNA. The record is from the annotation of a GenBank genome assembly. Lineage: Eukaryota; Viridiplantae; Streptophyta; Magnoliopsida; Brassicales; Brassicaceae.
AUGCAAAAGUCCAUGGACAAGAUGGUGAGCAAGAUCAAAAGUUUGGAGAAGAAGGUUUCUGGUUCUUCAAGCAAGAAGAAGAAGUCCAAGGCCCCCACAUUCCCUAGGAGUAGAUCACUCCUCACCACUCCAAGGAGGCUCCCUGCCCAAGAGCCUCACAGAGCCUCUUCUUUCGAGCCAAGGGAAGGAGAAGACAACACGCAGAGAAGGAGGAAGACUUCCAAGGCCAGACGCUCCAGCUCGACCACCGGACUCGAUCGAGUCCAAACAGAGGAAACUCAACUCGAUCGAGCUGACGGUCGAGCUGACCUGGAGGAGCCCCAGUUCGAGAUCCGGGAUUUGAGUACGAUCCCAGCCUUACCAGGACCUCCCCGGAGUAGAUGGAACCCCUAUGGACAGUACGAGCUACCAAUGCUCCACCAAGGCCAAGGAAGCCACACACAUUUCAACGAUGAAGAAGAGGAGGAAGAGGAGCCACAAGCUCGAUCGAGUGAGCCACAAGAGGCAACCCCAGUUGCAUGGAGUGCUCCUGAUGGCCGUCUCCCAUCUCCAGACCACGACCUAGUCUCCCAGUUCUUUGGGGGACACUGA